AUGUUAAAUUUAGUCAUUAUUUUCAUUGUUGUUACUUGUAUAAAUUCUGUUAGAAGUGAAUGUCCAUGUCCGGAUAUUUCUCUAUGUGCACCGCUUCAAACUGGACCUCGUCAUGAAAAGGUCGCUUUUAUGGUAUCAGAUUCUAAUUGGCGUUCAUAUGAUUAUUCACAAUUGACCACAAUUGUUAUAUGUACGAAUGACAUUGAUCCUCAACUGCUUUGUUUGGCGCAUUCACGCCAAGUUCGUCUUGUAUGGAUCGCUAAUUAUGAUGUAAAACAAUUAAGUAAUGCGACAGCUCGAACUGAAUGGGUCAAUCGACAAGUUGAUAAUGUCAAAAGAACUUACACGGAUGGUGUUAAUCUUGAUAUGGAAGAUGAAAUUCCUUAUACUAGCGAUGCAGCACAUAAAUAUACAGAACUUGUUCAAGAACUAUCUAAUCUUAUACAUGUACAAGUACCUGGAUCAAUGGUCAGCGUCGACGUUGCGUGGAGUGCACCAUGUAUUGAUGGUCGUUGUUAUGAUUAUGCGGGUUUAGCAAGAGCCAGCGAUUUUCUAUUUGUCAUGGCGUAUGAUUUACGAUCACAAAUCUACGAUUUAAACGAUUGUGUAGCUUCAGCAAACUCACCAAUCGUUCAAGUUGCCGCCGGUUUAACUAAUUUUACACAAAUAUUUCAAAUUCCACCAUCAAAACUUGUUCUCGGUGUACCUUGGUAUUGCUAUGAUUAUAAAUGUUUAUCGUUUGACUCGAAUAUGACUUGUACAAUUGAACAUGUACCUUUUCGUGGUGCACCAUGUUCAGAUGCAGCUGGUGUUCAACGCGAUUAUCAAUAUUGUCGAGUAUUGUUACGCAUGAAUUCAACAUCUGGUCGCCUAAUUGAUAACCGAACAGGUGCAGUUUUUUUCAAUUAUGUUAAUCAACAAGAUACAUAUGUACAUCAAGUUUGGAUGGAUGAUCCCGAAACUCUUACAAUUAAAUAUAAUCUUGCAAAUGACCGACGUUUACUUGGUAUUGGCAUGUGGAAUGUGGAUUGUCUUGAUUAUGCUUCGAGUGCAAGCAAAGAAGCACAACAAGAUACGACAGACAUGUGGAAUGCUAUGAAAAUAUUUCACAGUGUACAUAGAAAGACUUGA
Rotaria socialis is the source of this 1131-nucleotide messenger RNA. Lineage: Eukaryota; Metazoa; Rotifera; Eurotatoria; Philodinida; Philodinidae. The record is from the annotation of a GenBank genome assembly.